Momordica charantia (bitter melon) is the source of this 7508-nucleotide messenger RNA. RefSeq names its product pre-mRNA-processing-splicing factor 8A. Gene Ontology annotation, molecular function: protein binding; U1 snRNA binding; U6 snRNA binding. NCBI's taxonomy places the organism in Eukaryota, Viridiplantae, Streptophyta, Magnoliopsida, Cucurbitales, Cucurbitaceae. Gene Ontology annotation, biological process: spliceosomal tri-snRNP complex assembly; mRNA splicing, via spliceosome. Gene Ontology annotation, cellular component: catalytic step 2 spliceosome; U5 snRNP. The record is from RefSeq and is a predicted model, not a curated record.
CCUCUCCCACUACUCGCUGCCAGUGAGCGGGCGAGGGAGCAGCUUAACCCCCAAAAGCCCUAGAAACCGCCAUUGAAGAAGCUCUGCUAGCUUCUUCAUUUACCAGCGAACACGCUUUCUACGUCUUUUAUCUCGCCGUGUAAAGACUUUUCAGCUCAGCAACCGAUCGGGAGUUUGGAGAUUUUACGUCUUUAUUGUUAGCUUAGAUUUAAACUUGCUGUCAAUAUGUGGAACAAUGGGCAGAUUGCGCCACCAGGAACUGGUGGUUCGUCUAUUCCGCCGCCGCCUGCUGCACAGCCUUCGUACACGGUCUUGCCUUCUCCUGCUGAGGCUGAGGCCAAACUCGAAGAGAAAGCUAGGAAAUGGCAGCAGCUGAAUUCGAAGCGGUACAGUGAUAAAAGGAAGUUUGGGUUUGUCGAGACCCAGAAGGAGGACAUGCCCCGCGAGCAUGUGAGGAAGAUCAUUAGAGACCAUGGGGACAUGUCCUCAAAAAAAUACCGCCAUGAUAAACGUGUUUAUCUUGGUGCCCUAAAGUUUGUUCCGCAUGCAGUUUACAAGCUUCUUGAAAACAUGCCAAUGCCCUGGGAGCAGGUUCGUGAUGUAAAGGUUCUAUAUCAUAUUACCGGAGCAAUUACAUUUGUUAACGAAAUACCGUGGGUGGUUGAACCAAUAUAUUUGGCUCAGUGGGGAACCAUGUGGAUUAUGAUGAGAAGAGAGAAGAGAGACCGUCGACAUUUCAAGAGGAUGCGUUUUCCACCAUUUGAUGAUGAGGAACCUCCACUAGAUUAUGCUGAUAAUUUGCUGGAUGUUGAUCCUUUAGAACCAAUUCAAUUAGAGAUGGAUGAAGAGGAAGAUUCUGCGGUUUACACCUGGUUCUAUGACCAUAAGCCUCUUGUUAAAACAAAACUUAUUAAUGGUCCAAGUUACCGAAAAUGGCAUCUUUCCCUUCCAAUCAUGGCAACUCUUCAUCGGCUAGCUGGACAGUUACUCUCUGAUUUAAUUGAUCGCAACUAUUUCUACUUGUUUGAUAUGGAGUCAUUUUUUACUGCCAAAGCAUUGAACAUGUGUAUACCAGGUGGCCCUAAGUUUGAGCCAUUGUAUCGGGACAUGGAGAAGGGGGAUGAAGACUGGAAUGAGUUCAAUGACAUCAACAAACUCAUAAUACGGUCACCUCUCAGAACGGAGUAUCGAAUAGCAUUUCCUCAUCUUUAUAACAACAGGCCAAGGAAAGUGAAGCUUGGUUUAUAUCACACUCCUAUGGUCAUGUUCAUAAAGACUGAAGAUCCUGAUUUACCAGCAUUUUACUAUGAUCCUUUAAUACAUCCAAUAGCCAGCACUAACAAAGAUCGUCGUGAAAAGAGAACUUACGAUGAUGAAGAUGAUGAUGAUUUUGAGUUGCCAGAGGGGGUUGAACCUUUUUUGAAGGAUACUCAACUUUAUACAGACACCACAGCUGCUGGCAUCUCUCUUCUGUUUGCCCCACGCCCAUUUAAUAUGAGAUCUGGUAGGACACGGCGGGCUGAAGAUAUUCCCUUGGUUUCAGAGUGGUACAAGGAACACUGUCCUCCAUCAUAUCCUGUUAAGGUAAGGGUUAGCUAUCAGAAGUUGUUGAAAUGUUUUGUGUUGAAUGAGCUGCAUCAUAGGCCACCCAAAGCUCAGAAGAAGAAGCAUUUAUUCCGAUCACUUCAAGCAACCAAGUUUUUCCAGACAACCGAACUUGAUUGGGUUGAAGCAGGUCUACAAGUCUGCAAGCAGGGGUACAACAUGCUGAACUUAUUGAUUCAUCGAAAGAAUUUGAACUAUCUUCAUCUUGAUUAUAACUUCAAUCUGAAGCCAGUGAAGACCCUUACCACCAAAGAACGUAAGAAGUCGCGAUUUGGAAAUGCUUUUCACCUCUGUCGUGAAAUAUUGAGAUUGACAAAGCUUGUUGUUGAUGCUAAUGUUCAGUUUCGUUUGGGCAAUGUCGAUGCAUUUCAAUUGGCUGAUGGCCUGCAAUAUAUAUUUUCACAUGUUGGGCAGCUCACUGGCAUGUAUAGAUACAAGUACAGACUUAUGCGUCAAAUUAGAAUGUGUAAAGAUUUGAAGCACUUGAUAUACUAUCGUUUCAAUACUGGUCCAGUGGGAAAAGGGCCUGGUUGUGGAUUUUGGGCACCAAUGUGGAGAGUCUGGUUAUUCUUUCUCCGCGGUAUAGUCCCUCUUCUCGAACGGUGGCUAGGAAAUUUGCUUGCUCGUCAAUUUGAAGGAAGACACUCAAAAGGAGUGGCAAAGACAGUCACCAAACAGCGUGUUGAGAGUCAUUUUGAUUUGGAACUUCGGGCAGCAGUCAUGCAUGAUGUUCUUGAUGCUAUGCCUGAGGGCAUUAAGCAAAAUAAAGCUCGAACUAUCCUGCAGCACCUAAGUGAGGCAUGGCGAUGUUGGAAAGCAAAUAUUCCUUGGAAGGUUCCUGGUUUGCCAGUUCCUAUUGAGAAUAUGAUUCUUCGUUAUGUCAAGUCAAAAGCUGAUUGGUGGACAAAUGUUGCUCAUUAUAAUCGGGAACGUAUAAGAAGAGGUGCUACAGUUGAUAAGACUGUUUGUAGGAAGAAUCUUGGGAGGUUGACACGUCUGUGGCUAAAGGCUGAGCAGGAACGGCAGCAUAAUUAUUUGAAAGAUGGUCCAUAUGUCACACCUGAAGAAGCAGUUGCCAUUUACACGACCACUGUGCAUUGGUUGGAGUCAAGAAAGUUUUCUCCUAUUCCUUUCCCUCCAUUGUCUUACAAGCAUGACACAAAAUUACUCAUCCUUGCCUUAGAGAGGUUAAAGGAAUCCUACAGUGUGGCUGUAAGGUUAAAUCAACUUCAGCGAGAAGAACUUGGUCUCAUUGAACAAGCUUAUGAUAACCCACAUGAGGCACUUUCACGUAUUAAGCGUCACCUGCUCACACAACGUGCCUUCAAAGAGGUUGGCAUAGAGUUUAUGGAUCUGUACAGUUACCUCAUACCGGUUUAUGAGAUUGAGCCUCUUGAAAAAAUUACAGAUGCAUAUCUUGACCAGUAUCUAUGGUAUGAAGGUGACAAGCGCCAUUUGUUUCCCAACUGGAUUAAGCCUGCAGACUCUGAGCCACCACCUCUCUUGGUUUAUAAGUGGUGUCAGGGUAUUAACAAUCUGCAAGGUAUAUGGGACACAAGUGAAGGGCAGUGUGUGGUGAUGCUGCAGACAAAAUUUGAGAAGUUCUUUGAGAAGAUAGAUUUAACAAUGUUAAAUAGGCUUCUUCGAUUGGUUCUGGAUCAUAAUAUUGCUGAUUAUGUUACUGCAAAGAACAAUGUAGUCUUGUCUUACAAAGAUAUGAGCCACACAAAUUCAUAUGGUCUGAUACGUGGUCUUCAGUUUGCUUCUUUUGUGGUUCAGUAUUAUGGACUGGUGCUGGAUCUGUUGCUUCUUGGAUUGACUCGAGCCAGUGAAAUUGCUGGCCCACCUCAGAUGCCCAAUGAAUUCAUUACUUAUUGGGACACAAAGGUGGAGACACGACAUCCAAUUCGGUUAUAUUCCCGGUAUAUAGACAAAGUACAUAUUUUAUUCCGCUUUACUCAUGAAGAGGCUCGAGACCUUAUUCAGAGAUAUCUCACUGAGCACCCCGAUCCAAACAAUGAAAAUAUGGUUGGAUAUAACAACAAGAAGUGCUGGCCAAGAGAUGCAAGAAUGAGGCUCAUGAAGCAUGAUGUCAAUCUUGGAAGAAGUGUUUUCUGGGAUAUGAAGAAUCGUCUUCCUCGCAGUAUCACAACUUUAGAGUGGGAGAACAGCUUUGUGUCUGUUUAUAGCAAAGACAAUCCUAACUUGCUUUUCAGCAUGUGUGGGUUUGAAGUACGGAUACUUCCUAAAAUUAGAAUGUCGCAAGAAGCAUUCAGCAACUUGAAAGACGGAGUUUGGAAUUUGCAGAAUGAGCAAACAAAAGAAAGAACUGCUGUAGCCUUCUUAAGGGUUGAUGAUGAACACAUGAAGGUGUUCGAGAAUCGUGUCAGGCAAAUUCUUAUGUCUUCAGGGUCUACAACAUUCACAAAAAUUGUCAACAAAUGGAAUACUGCUCUGAUUGGUCUCAUGACUUACUUCCGUGAGGCAACUGUACAUACGCAAGAGCUACUAGAUUUGCUGGUUAAAUGUGAGAAUAAAAUUCAAACUCGUAUUAAGAUCGGGUUGAAUUCAAAGAUGCCCAGCAGGUUUCCUCCGGUUAUUUUCUAUACUCCCAAGGAAAUUGGAGGUCUCGGCAUGUUAUCCAUGGGGCACAUAUUGAUUCCACAAAGUGAUCUCCGGUACAGUCAGCAGACAGAUGUUGGUGUAACCCAUUUUAGGAGUGGAAUGAGCCAUGAAGAGGAUCAGCUUAUUCCAAACCUUUACCGAUAUAUACAGCCUUGGGAAAGUGAGUUCAUAGAUUCACAACGGGUUUGGGCUGAGUAUGCUCUGAAGAGGCAAGAAGCUCAGGCACAAAAUAGGCGUCUGACGCUUGAAGAUUUGGAAGAUUCUUGGGACAGGGGAAUACCUCGAAUCAAUACUUUGUUUCAGAAAGAUCGCCACACUUUGGCAUAUGACAAAGGGUGGAGGGUCCGCACAGAUUUCAAACAAUAUCAGGUCUUGAAGCAAAACCCUUUCUGGUGGACGCACCAAAGACACGAUGGAAAGCUGUGGAACUUGAACAACUAUAGAACAGAUGUCAUUCAAGCACUUGGAGGUGUUGAGGGCAUUCUUGAGCACACAUUAUUUAAGGGAACAUACUUUCCAACUUGGGAGGGUCUCUUUUGGGAGAAGGCAUCUGGAUUUGAGGAAUCUAUGAAGUACAAAAAGCUGACUAAUGCACAGAGAUCAGGUCUUAACCAGAUUCCUAACCGUAGGUUUACUCUUUGGUGGUCUCCUACCAUAAACAGGGCAAAUGUUUAUGUGGGAUUUCAAGUGCAGUUAGAUCUGACUGGAAUUUUCAUGCAUGGAAAGAUCCCAACUUUGAAAAUCUCUCUCAUCCAGAUUUUCCGAGCUCAUUUGUGGCAGAAGAUUCAUGAGAGUGUUGUCAUGGAUCUCUGUCAGGUUUUGGAUCAGGAGUUGGAUGCUUUGGAAAUUGAAACCGUGCAGAAAGAAACUAUCCAUCCAAGGAAAAGUUACAAAAUGAACAGCUCUUGUGCCGAUAUUCUACUAUUUGCUGCCCAUAGAUGGCCAAUGUCAAAGCCUAGUCUUGUGGCUGAGUCAAAGGAUGUUUUUGAUCAAAAACCAAGUAACAAGUACUGGAUUGAUGUGCAGCUCCGAUGGGGUGAUUAUGAUUCUCAUGAUAUUGAGCGUUACACUCGUGCCAAAUUCAUGGAUUACACCACUGACAACAUGUCUAUAUACCCAUCACCCACUGGGGUGAUGAUUGGGCUUGAUCUUGCAUAUAACUUGCAUUCAGCAUUUGGAAACUGGUUUCCAGGGUCAAAACCGCUAUUGGCUCAAGCAAUGAACAAGAUCAUGAAGUCAAAUCCAGCCUUGUAUGUUCUAAGGGAGCGUAUACGCAAAGGUCUGCAGUUGUAUUCUUCUGAGCCUACAGAACCGUAUUUGUCAUCCCAAAACUACGGAGAGAUCUUCAGCAAUCAAAUAAUAUGGUUUGUUGAUGAUACUAAUGUUUAUCGUGUCACAAUUCACAAGACAUUUGAAGGAAAUCUUACCACCAAGCCCAUCAAUGGUGCCAUUUUUAUUUUCAAUCCAAGGACAGGGCAAUUGUUUUUAAAGGUUAUCCAUACAAGUGUAUGGGCUGGACAGAAGCGUCUUGGUCAGUUGGCCAAGUGGAAAACUGCAGAAGAAGUUGCUGCUCUUGUACGUUCUUUACCAGUUGAAGAACAACCGAAGCAAAUUAUUGUGACUCGGAAAGGAAUGCUUGAUCCAUUGGAGGUUCACUUGCUUGAUUUUCCCAAUAUAGUUAUCAAAGGAAGUGAGCUGCAACUCCCAUUCCAGGCCUGCUUGAAGAUUGAGAAAUUUGGUGACUUGAUUUUGAAGGCUACUGAACCGCAGAUGGUUCUAUUCAAUAUUUAUGAUGAUUGGCUGAAGAGUAUUUCAUCAUACACUGCAUUCUCCCGUCUAAUUCUCAUCUUGCGUGCUCUUCAUGUGAACAAUGAAAAGGCUAAAAUGUUGCUAAAGCCAGACAAAACAAUUAUCACUGAGCCCCACCACAUCUGGCCUUCUCUCACAGAUGACCAAUGGAUGAAGGUUGAGGUUGCUUUAAGGGAUCUUAUAUUGUCAGACUAUGCUAAGAAGAAUAAUGUGAACACAUCAGCUCUAACACAAUCUGAAAUUCGUGACAUCAUACUUGGAGCUGAGAUAACUCCACCUUCUCAGCAAAGACAACAGAUAGCUGAGAUUGAGAAACAGGCCAAAGAAGCAAGUCAACUAACYGCAGUCACGACAAGAACUACGAACGUGCACGGUGAUGAACUCAUUGUCACAACAACGAGUCCAUAUGAGCAGGCUGCUUUUGGAUCCAAAACUGAUUGGCGUGUGAGAGCGAUAUCAGCCACUAAUCUCUAUCUUCGUGUGAAUCAUAUUUAUGUAAAUUCAGAGGAUAUAAAGGAAACUGGAUACACUUACAUCAUGCCAAAGAAUAUCUUGAAGAAAUUCAUCUGCAUUGCAGAUCUACGGACCCAAAUAGCUGGAUAUUUGUAUGGAAUAAGCCCCCCAGAUAAUCCUCAGGUUAAGGAAAUUCGCUGUAUUGUAAUGCCACCCCAGUGGGGGACACAUCAGCAAGUUAAUCUUCCGACAGCUCUUCCUGAGCACGACUUUUUGAAUGAUUUGGAGCCAUUGGGAUGGAUGCACACGCAGCCAAAUGAGCUUCCUCAGUUGUCACCACAGGAUCUCACAAAUCACGCUAAAGUCUUGGAGAACAACAAGCAAUGGGAUGGUGAAAAAUGCAUCAUUUUGACUUGCAGUUUCACUCCUGGUUCCUGCUCGUUAACUGCAUAUAAGCUAACCCCAUCAGGUUACGAGUGGGGACGUGUAAACAAGGACACCGGAAGCAAUCCACACGGGUACCUCCCGACUCAUUAUGAGAAGGUGCAGAUGCUCCUCAGCGACCGCUUCUUUGGCUUCUACAUGAUUCCUGAUAAUGGCCCCUGGAACUACAACUUCAUGGGGGUGAAGCAUACAGCAGGCAUGAAGUAUGGAGUAAAACUCGGAACGCCGCGCGAGUAUUACCACGAGGAUCAUCGGCCUACCCAUUUCUUAGAGUUCAGCAACUUAGAGGAGGGAGAGACGGCCGAGGGAGACCGUGAGGAUACAUUCACUUGAAAAUUUGGCAUCAUCUUUGUAAUCAUUUAACUGGAUCACUAUAAAGUUAAGUUUUUUUUUUUGGAAGUUUUGAAUGCAAUUGCACGCAUGAAAUAAACCUGUGUGUAUGUGGUUGCAAAUUCAGGAAUAGGAACGCCUGUAGUACUAAUACGACUUUGUAAUAGAAUUGUAGCUUGAGAGGAAUAUAAAAUUCUAGAGGUUGUAAAUUCUAGUUUUGUAAAUUCUUAUUCAUUUUUGUA